CGUCACAUUACGGAUGAUAGCAUAUUUAUUCGAUCGGCAUAUUUAAUGUUAGUCAUUUGACCGUUUAACGGCUUUAUGUCCACUAGGCAGUCACAAUUGAAAGACGAAGUGUGAUGAUGACAAACUUUAUCCAUUAUUUUAAGCUAUGCGCUAGCCGUUUUCGCAGAACAAUAAUCUAUAGUUGUAUAACUGUCAUUUUGGCACUGGUCUUGAUGGGUAAGCGCGAGUACCUGGUGAAGUUUGUUAGUGCAGACAUGGUUAAUACUAGACCUAAGGACGUUUGGGAAUAUGUGUCAGACUUUUCCAACAUGAUGAGACUAAACCCGACAAUAAUGAAAUUUAUAAUCACUCAUGAAUCUGCCAAUUUAAAUCAAUGGAAUUAUACAGUGGAAUACGAGGAGUAUCUGUCUCAACUGCCUUUUGUGACAAACAAAAUCGUGGGUAAUUUUGUGAUAUUUAAAAACUCAAUACCACAUUAUGCCAUAAAAUCAAAUCAUAGAACAUGUUUCGCGAACCUUUAUUGCCUUUAUACUCAUGCUGAAAUGCAGUUUUUAAGUACACCAAAAAAUGGUACUCGAAUAGUAGAGAUAAUAAAAUAUGAAUGCCCGUGGACGCUAUCCAGAUUCUGUUUUAAUGAAAUUAAGUAUCAAAGAAAUAAGAUAUUCGGACAGUUGCAAAGUAUGGAGUUUUGGCAGGAUAAACAUUAACAUAUAGAUUAUUUUGUUUUGUAUAAUUAAAAGAACUAACGUUUAAGGUUAUUCCUACUCUGAAUAUUAUCUUUUGUGUGAAGUAUACUAAAAGGUUGUAUAAGACAAUUCCGCAUUUUCUUUAUUUUUACCUCUGUUACCUUUUAAUUAAUAGCUUUGAUAAAUAACGACUUUACUAAAUAAUUUGCUGCUGCUACUACUACUACUAUUACUU
This is a messenger RNA of Daktulosphaira vitifoliae (grape phylloxera), 921 nucleotides long. RefSeq lists its product as uncharacterized. The transcript has 4 exons. NCBI's taxonomy places the organism in Eukaryota, Metazoa, Arthropoda, Insecta, Hemiptera, Phylloxeridae. Bases 114 to 707 code for a protein of 197 amino acids. The record is from RefSeq and is a predicted model, not a curated record.